Suillus clintonianus is the source of this 3069-nucleotide messenger RNA. RefSeq lists its product as uncharacterized. The coding region runs from base 1 to 3069 and encodes 1022 amino acids. The transcript has 13 exons. The record is from RefSeq and is a predicted model, not a curated record. NCBI's taxonomy places the organism in Eukaryota, Fungi, Basidiomycota, Agaricomycetes, Boletales, Suillaceae.
AUGGCCAAGAACAAGAAGGAGAAGAAUCGAAGUACGAAAAGUGAUUAUGCGACUUAUCACAAAACUGAGGUUUUUUGCAAGUGUUCCGAAUGUACUGGAGAAUGCGGUCCCAAGGGCAAGUCGAUACCGAAGUGGAAGGAACGGGAACAUCGCAAGAAGGAGGGGGAACGCAAGAAGGCCCCAAGAAUGCGUUCAGAGUCCAUCAAAACCAUCGAGACACUUGCUGCACACCAGAUAAUGCAGCAACCUGAGGCGGGACCCUCUCGGCAUGUCGUAGAAGCAACACACCACCAUCCUUUUCGAUUGUCUGAGCCACCUGAGCUACAUCAUUCACCCUCUCCACAGCAGCUCGAGUCUGCUCCUGAUAUGGAUGUAGAUGAUUUUGACAUUGGCGAGAGUUGGAACGACCUGCCCGAUGUUGGAAGUGCGGUUCCUAGUAUUGAAAGAAUGAUCGGAGAGACUUCUGGAGUCUCUGCAUCUGGGGAUUCAGCUCCAGAGCCCCAGCUUACUACCCUGCGUGCUGAUGAUGACUUCGCUGAUGAUUUAUACAGUGUCGACAUCGAUUUUAUACCCGACGAUGGCCAGGAUGAUGUGAUGUUUCUCGAUGGUGGUCACAACGGCUCACAGGCACUGGUGGUGCCCACCCAAACUCACAAUCCGCAGAUGCACCUGGAAGAUGCCACCACCCAUGAAACGACCGUCGAAGGGGAGCUAGUGCUGGAGCUUCCUCGUCCCCCUUCAGUAGUCUUAGCUGCAGCAUCCCCUCACUGGUUUUGGAAAAUCACCCUGCUGCUCAUCGCGUGGCUAAAUCUUCACUACCAUCUGCCGCAUCUCGCGUGCACUCUUAUCCUCAAGAUCACAAGACAUAUCCUUGUUGGCCUCACUGUACUCGCACCUGACGAGAAGGUAGCCGGGUCGCUCAAUACCGUAUUCAACCACCUCGACAUCAAGGAUAACUUUGAUAUUCACCCAGUUUGCCCGGUUUGCCACCGCAUUUAUCCUCACGAUUCUCAAGGUGACGCAAAAUGUUUGAAUUGCUCUGAACCUUUAUUUGAGCCCAGCGCAUCAAGAACCAAACCACGGCCAUGUCUACAGUGUCCACAGAAUCCACUCUUGAAUGCGAUCCUUCGUCUUCUCUCUCACGCAGGAAUUGAGGAGGAACUUGAUGCUUGGCACCAUCACGUUCCAGAACCUGGGAAGCGCGCGUCGAUUCAAGAUGGAGAGAUAUGGAAAACCAUCAAGGGAAACGAUGGCGAGCUCUUCUUCGACAAUAGUCCAGAACGUCCCGACAAAGACGAGCUUCGCAUUGGUAUCACACUAGGAUUCGAUGGAUUUGGUUAUCAGCGCAGUCGUAAUGCAGGAACGCACAGCUCGGGCAUCCUCUCAAAUUGUAUUGUGAACUUGCCGACACAUUUGCGAUACCGACCACAAAAUCUGAUGGUCUUUGGUAUCACGCCAGGGCCAAAAGAGUUUGAUAGUGAUGAGUUACAAUUUUUCAUGAAAAACUACGUCGACAACUUAAUCUCACUCUACGAAAAUGGAAUCGUGGUCAAGAUGCCAAAUUAUCCCAACGGCCGUCGAGUUCGUAUGAUCCUGGUCGCCGUCUGCGCUCUGUGCCACAUUAAACGCAGCGAGUUGAAGACGAGGGAUGCAAUGGACUAUGAUAAAUUUCCUCCUCGAUACGGGGAGGAGCAUACAAAACGAGCCCAGGAGUAUCUGGACCUGGAUGACAAGGAACGCGAGGCCUUCUUUAAGCUGCAUAGCGCACGCUACUUCGAGCUUUCACGCUUGAAGUAUUUUGACCCAGUGCGCAUGUCAGUCAUUGACCCAAUGCACAGUUUCCUUCUCGGUAUCAUACAUUGUCACUGGUACGAUUCGUGGAUUCAAACUAAUACUAUACGAAAGCGGACCGACAAAAACAAACGCGAACUGGAUCAGAUUCAUGAGUAUCUAACAACGUUUGAAAUGCCCAACUGGGUUGGACGCCUCCCUGAACAAGUCGGCUAUCCUUCUGGAGGCUCGUUGACGUCAGACGAGUGGAAGGGACUUGCCUUAGUAUUCUGUCCGAUCGUGAUACCCUUUCUAUGGCAGGAGUGGUACCCGAAGGCCAACACUACAUACGACAAGGCAUUAACGUCCUGGGAGAACAGAGAGAGACAACGUCUCAUUUGUCUCACCGCUGGAAAAGCGAAAAAGGGUGACGACAAACCGUCAACGAAGCCCGUUCCUCAGAUGCAUCCGUCGGCACCUGACAAUUUUUUGAAACUUGCUGCAGCCCUCAAAAUCAUCCUCGGACGUUCCUUCAGAGAUGCUGAUAUUCCACGCGCCAAGGAAUUGCUCCGCGACUACCUUAUGGAAUAUCUCGAGCUUUACCCCGACGAUGUAAAGCCCACGCAUCAUUGGGUAACUCACAUUUUCGAUCAACUACAAGACUACGGACCUGUGUACAACUUUUGGACGUUUCUCUUCGAGCGCUUGAACAAAGUCCUCAAGAGUUACUCGACGAAUAAUCACAGCAACGGCGAGAUCGAAGUCACGUUCAUGCGUGCAUUUCAGAAGGAUGUUGCAUUGUGUGAUAUGCUUGCGAAUCUAAACACUGCGCCCGAUAUGCAAGAUGAAUCAUCGGCCGAGAACAUGCUGCUGUUAGAAGCUGUGAGAAUUAUCUUGGCCACUGAUGGCGACACACGCGGGACGGUAGCCUCUCUCGCUCACGAAAUGGAUCAAGCUGCAGAAGACUUUGAUGCACGCUUCUCGCUUGGCGCCUCUGCUUUCACAACUCUCUCUCGGCAGCAGCAAGACCAACUAAUUAAGUUCUAUGAAUCCUCGUACCCUAACGCUAAAGUUGUCUCGCGCGCAGCAUCAACUAAUGCAAACGACCCGAAUUUCCUCAAUAGCCGUGCUCGAACUUUCACACAUAUCGUUGUCGAUGGACAUCACAUCCUACCAUCUUCCUCGCUGAAUAAUGCAUCAAGUUCUCUUGUACAAGCUGAUAUCGGAGGCAGGUGUUACGUUGGGCAAGUCAUGUCUAUAAUAUCUCAUGCACCAUCAGGAAAAACCUCCCCUGUGUAA